AUGGUUGAAGUAUAUUAUCAUGAUAAUAAAGAUACUUUAGAAGAUUUCACUCAAGCUCACAAUUCUGGAGAAUCAGUUUCUUUAGAAAAAUUAGCAGAAAUUGGGGUCUUUUAUAAAUGUGUUACUAAUAUGAAUGAUUUAAACGAAUUAGCUAAACAAAGAAAUUAUAAGAAUAGAGAUGUUGUUAAUUUAAACUUAGAAGCGUUUAAUAAUGAUUUAGAAGCUUAUAAUGCCAAAAUGCAACAAUUCUACAAAGAACAUUAUCAUGAAGAUGAAGAAAUUAGAUAUAUUGUUGAUGGUGAAGGAUAUUUUGAUGUUAGAGAUAAGCAAGAUAGAUGGAUUAGAGCUAAAUUAUCUCCAAAUGAUUUAUUGAUCUUACCUGCUGGUAUUUAUCAUCGUUUUACUUUGACUGAUGAAUUGAAACAAGUUACUGCUGUUAGAUUGUUUAAGGAUGAACCUAAAUGGGAAGCAAUUAAUCGUGAUACUGGAAGAGAAUCUGAUGCUCGUAAAGCAUACACAGAAAGCAUUGCUGUGUGA
This is a messenger RNA of Hemisphaericaspora subhashii, 537 nucleotides long. Its product is annotated as acireductone dioxygenase (Ni2+-requiring). The coding region runs from base 1 to 537 and encodes 178 amino acids. The record is from RefSeq and is a predicted model, not a curated record. The transcript has a single exon. NCBI's taxonomy places the organism in Eukaryota, Fungi, Ascomycota, Pichiomycetes, Serinales, Debaryomycetaceae. Gene Ontology annotation, molecular function: acireductone dioxygenase [iron(II)-requiring] activity.